Amphiprion ocellaris (clown anemonefish) is the source of this 5707-nucleotide messenger RNA. It is a transcript of the gene snrkb, whose product is annotated as SNF related kinase b. Gene Ontology annotation, cellular component: cytoplasm. Gene Ontology annotation, molecular function: ATP binding; tau-protein kinase activity; protein serine/threonine kinase activity. The record is from RefSeq and is a predicted model, not a curated record. The coding region runs from base 275 to 1945 and encodes 556 amino acids. The transcript is spliced from 5 exons. Lineage: Eukaryota; Metazoa; Chordata; Actinopteri; Pomacentridae. Gene Ontology annotation, biological process: protein phosphorylation; microtubule cytoskeleton organization; intracellular signal transduction.
CGUGCACGAGAAUGUUCCUCCGCUUCUCAGUCGGUGAGGAGGGCAGCGGGCGCGCGGGCACACAGACAGACCGACUGCCGAGCAGCUCGAGACUCCGGUAACAUGGAGCGGAGAGGAGCCGCUUCCUGCGUCUGACGCCGCGGCCGUGCAGUGACCGGAGGACCGCCGCCGCCACCGGAGCCGCUCCGGUUCUCCGCUCUGAUGAUGGCGACGUCCCAGCACUGAGGACACCUUCCGCCUCCAGCUGCCGUCCCGCCUCUUUGUUUCCAACAUCAUGGACUCCUCCGGGGAUCUGACCUGGACCCAGGACGGACACCUGGAGCCCCGGAGCAGCCCGGGUCGCUCGGACCUCAGCGGACUCUACCACCUGGGUCGGACGCUGGGCAGGGGCCACUUCGCCGUGGUUAAACUGGCCCGACACGUCAACACGGGGCAACUGGUGGCCGUCAAGAUGAUCGACAAGACCAAGCUGGACGUGAUGGCCACGAGUCACCUCCUACAGGAAGUGAGGUGCAUGCGGCUGGUGCAGCAUCCCAACGUGGUGCGGCUCUACGAGGUCAUCGACACGCCGACCACCCUCUACCUGGUGAUGGAGCUGGCCGAGGGCGGCGACCUCUACGACUACAUCCUGCGCCACGAGGGCGGCGUCGCCGAGGGCACCGCCAAGCGCCACUUCGCCCAGAUCGUUCGCGCCGUCUCGUACUGCCACCGGCUCCACGUGGUGCACCGCGACCUGAAGCCCGAGAACGUGGUGUUCUUCCCCCAGCAGGGCGCCGUGAAGCUCACGGACUUCGGCUUCAGCAACUUGUUCCAGCCGGGGACGAUGCUCGCCACCAGCUGUGGGUCGCUGGCGUAUUCGGCUCCAGAGAUUCUGCUGGGAGAAGAGUAUGAUGCUCCAGCUGUGGAUAUCUGGUCUCUGGGGGUGAUUCUCUACAUGCUGGUGUGUGGAGUUCCUCCCUUCCAGGAAACCAACGACAGCGAGACUCUGGUCAUGAUCCUGGACUGUCGCUACUCCGUCCCCGAACACGUUUCAGACGACUGCAGGGAUUUGAUCUCCAGGAUGCUGCAGAAGGAUCCGUCCCGUCGGGCCUCUCUGGACGAGAUCGAGGCCCAUCUCUGGCUGCAGGGGCUGGACGACGCCCUGCUCAGCCCCGAGGCUCCUCCACACUGGCUGUCGGGGGCGCUGUCGCCCAGCUCUCCCCGCUUAGGGCUGCCUGAGUGCGGGGACCUGCUCGUCGCCAGGCCCCCUACCCAGCUGACGUUCCCCGGACCCUGGCAGCCCAGCCUCAGCUUCAGCCUCCAUCCGGCUCCGGCUGACGAGCCUCCGAUCGCCAAGAACCUGCCGGCUCUGCAGCAGAUCUGUGAGGAGGAAGAGGAGGAGGAAGAGGAGGAGGAAGAGGAGGAGGAGGAAGCUAAAGAGGAGGCAUUAAUGGAGGAGGAUAAAGCUGAGAUGGAGGUGGAUGAUGAAGAAGAGGUGAUUUCAGAUCAGCCGGUGAGUCACGGCGACCAGCCGCUCAGUCAGACUCCUGAGGUUCCUCCGCCGUCGCCUCCUGGUCUGGGGGUCCGGUGCUGUCAGGGGCAGCCGGACCUCCAGCAGGACGACGGACGAGACGAGGAGACGGAGCCCAACAACAACACCAACAAACCGGCUCCUCUCCUCCCCUCGUCCGACUCCCAGCACUCCUCCGUCUCCUCCGGCGGCUCGGAAAAAACGCCCAAAGAGUUGGAGCAGGACGAGCGGCCGGGAGUCCAGAACGACGUCCAGACGGACCGACCCCAGAACCAGGACAGCGCUCCGAGGGCGGAGAAGCGACACAGCAUCAAGCUCCGAGAGAGACUCUUCCAGUUCCCGCUGUGCGAGAAAGCUCUGGCCUUCAACAUCCCGGCGCACAACAAGCCCAAGAUCCUGCCGCUGGCUCAGUACAACUGCUGCCACGUUCUGUAGGAGGAACCCACCGGAGGCCUUUCAGCCGCAGAGAGAAACCUCUCCAUGCUGCUGUGUACAGGAGCUCAACCACACAUCUGUAGCUUGAACUCUAAACUGGACCUGCAGAGGAAGUGGAGGAAGAUGGAGCAGAUUUUAUUGAAUAAGCUAAAUUUUGUUUGAAGGUGCCUCUUAUGAUCAAUGAUUACUGCAGCACUGAGUAGAUCCUUCCAGGUUUUAUUAUAUAUAGAAAUAAGAAUACACUUUAAACUAAAGCCACAGCUAAUGAUUAUUUUCAUCCAGUUAGAGACGUCCCCAGAUAUUAAACGAGUCAUUUAAUGUUUAAUAUCUGCAGAUUCCUGCAUAUUUAAACACUUUACAGUACAUUAAAGUUAUUGAAAUUAAUUCAGUGUUCAUGCAUGGCAACUGAACGCCCUCUGAUUUACUCAGCACUUUAUUUUUUUAUCAGAAAGUAUUAAUAUUUGAAGUGGUAUCUGUGAAAUUUUAGCUUCAUAUAUCCAGUGCUUUUAAAAAAACUGCCCAUCAACUCACGUGUUUUUUUUAGAAAUUGAAAAUUGAGGCUGUUUGAAUGACAAUGUUUCAGGAACUAUUUAUAAAAAAGCCAGAAUGUUUCUGUUAUUUCUCCAAUAAGUAAAUGAAUUCAGUAAGUUUAAUAUAUAAUAGUAAUUCACUGUUUCUCCAGCCCAGAAAAUGAGGCCAAAAUCUGAAAAAAAAUAUGGCCAUUAUGAAAAAAAAAAAACAAAAAACUUAGUUAUGUAAGGAGAACCAUUGUAAUAGACUAUUUACCAGUGCUUUUGUUUUUGUGGUCAAUCAGUUAUGAAGAAUAUAACUUUUUUUUUUCAUUUUUGUGACCGGGUUUUCCAUAUUAAGAGGAAAAAUGAUCCUUUAGAUACUCAAGACAGUUGGAAAAACAGCAAAACCGCUACAAAGAAAUGCAAAAAGACCACAAAUGUGUGCAAAAUGACAGAAAAGAGACAUAAAACAGCUACAAAUCUUUGCAAAAUCAUUAAAGAGAGAUUUAAAACAACUACAAAUAGGUGCAAAAUGACAGAAAAUAGACAUAAAACAACUACAAAUAGGUGCAAAAUGACAGAAAAUAGACAUAAAACAACGUCCAAUAGAGACACAAAUAGGAAAAAUUACCCCAAAGAUAUAUAAAAUAGUUGCAGAAUUGCCAUAUAGCUACAAACAAAUGCAAAAGAACUGGCAAAAGCCUCACAAUGACCACAAUGCAGUGCGAAGACGUGGACAAAACGUUGACAAAGAGAUGCUAAACAGUUGCUUAUAGACCAAAAAUGACCACAAAGAGAUAAUAGACAUAAAAUAACUUAUUUUUAAAUUUAAAACAACCACAGAUGCACAAAACUGCUCCAAAAAGAGACUAAAUGAUGACAAAGACUUGCAGAAAUGACCACUAAGAAGCUCACAACAACCACAGGGAGGAAAAAUUAUCUUUUAAUAGUUCCUGAGAUAUUGUUGCUCGAACAGCCUCAAAUUUCAAUGUACAAAAAAAACCAUCUGAAAGUGGGUCAACGGGCAGUUUUUUAAAAGAAUUGUACAUUUCUACCUAAAAAUCCAAAGAUAACUAUUAAUAUCCAUCCAGUUUUAUGCUGUAAAGUUUGUGAGGGCAGCUGUAAAGAACGUAAACACGUUAAAAAAUUGAACAAUUCCUUCAGUAUGCACAGUUUCCUGCUCAGUUCUAACAGUUAAAAAGUGCUUUUGCCGCAUCGGGACGUCCCUACUGCUGAUUAUUCUCUCAAAUAUCAACAAAAAACUGAGAAAUUCCGAUUAAAUAUCUCAAAUAAUCAAUUUACCACCAUUAAUGGCAGAAAAUUGUUGCUUUUAGACACUUUCCAUCAAAUGUUUGGCAUUUUUAGCUUGAAAUUUUAGCCUUUUAUAUGAAUUCAGUAAGUAUAAUACGUAAUUUAACAGUUCACUCUGUUUCUCCAGCCUACAAAUUAUGGACAGAAUAUGAAAAAAUAUGGCCAUAAUGGAAAAAAAUGUAAAUAAAUUUUAGUUUUACAUGGAGAAUCAUUGGAUUAGACUCCUGAAAGUGAGUCAAGGGGCAGUUUUUUAAAGAAACUGUAUGUGAUAUGUCAAGCUAAAAAUUCAAAAUAACUAUUAACAUCCAUAUUUUAUGCUGUAAAGCUUGUGAAAGCAGCUCUACGUCAAAAAAUUCAACAAUUCCUUCAGUAUUUACAGUUUCCAACUGUACUUUUAUCAAAUCAGGACGUCCCUGCUGCUAUUUAUUAUCUCAAAUAUCAUUAAAAAAAUGAGAAAUUAUGAUUAAAUGUCCCAUUUAGUGCGACUAAAACCCCAAAAUAUUCCAUUUACCACCAUUAAAGGCAGAAAAUUGUCACUUUUAGACACUUUCUCUCGAAUAUUUGGCAUUUUUAGCUUGACAUUUUAGCCUUUUAUAUCAAAUAUGUUUGCAAAAUUGUGCUUGAUAUAUCAAGCUAAAAAUUCAAAGAUAACUAUUAAUAUCCAUAUUGUAUGCUGUAAAGUUUGUGAGGGCAUCUGUACUGAACGUAUUUAAGUAGCUCAGAAAGUUGCAAAUCCAACGAUUCCUUCAAUGUUUACAGCUUCUGGCUCAGUUCAAUCAGUUGAAAAGUGCUUUUAUCUGAUUGGAACGUCCCUACUGCUAAUAAUUCUCUCAAAUAUCAUUCAAAAAACUGAGAAAUUACAAUUAAAUGUCUAGUUUAGUGUGACUAAAACCCCCAAAAUAUUCAGUUUACCACCAUUAAAGGCAGAAAAUUGUCACUUUUAGACACUUUCCAUCAAACAUUUGGCAUUUUUGGCUUGAAAAAUAAUCAAAUAGUUGCUUUUUAUUCAUUUUUCUGGCUCUAUUUUGAGACUUUUCUUUGCACAAGCUGCUUCUCACAUCAGUUUGAAAGCUCCUAUAAGCUCCUAUAAAGAAAGACUGUUAUAUGAUCUGAUAUAUGCUCUGAUAUGAAGCUGUAUGAUCUAAUUUAUCCUCGCUAACAGAAGCGGCUUGUCCUAACAUACUGUGUGAAACCGACUGGGAUGCAGGUCUUCCGUUGUUCUUUUUAAUCAUGAUUCUUUUUUGUGGGGGUUGGAUGUGCAGAUAAAAAGCUCCUGAUUGAUUUUUUUUUUAAUGAUUGUUAUUUUUAAAACGUGACAAAGAUAUUAAUUCUCUGCAGAGAUGUGUGACUUUGUGCAUGUUGUUAUUUAUCAUCAAUAUACCUCCAUGUGUCUUGGACCUGACGGGACGUUAGUUCUUGUGUAAGUAGCCACUGAAUGAAACUACUGCAGCUGGAGGCUUCAAACCAGCACUUUUCUGGGGACUGAAGGGGAGAUUUAGAUCCGAACACAAUGACUUGUUAUCGGUGUUACUUUAUCACAUAUCGGCUCCGUGUUGUUCUAGAUUUUUCCUCUUUUUUUUGGAAGCUCAGACAUCAGGUUUUUGUAGAGCGACAAAAGGCCAAAGCUGUACAAUAAGCUCCGUCCUCGCCGCUGCUUCCAUAAAUCGGCUUUUUUUGUUGUUUUUUUGUUUUUUUUUUAACUCGUGACCUGUGAUCGUUUCGCUUCCGGUCUGCGUGAGGAGCGACCGUCACGUGAAAUCUGAUUAUCGCUCGCAUCUCAUCAGCCGUGGAAGCGUAAAAUCUUUGCAAAAGGGGAUAAAAUGGCUUGUUUUGACUGCAGCCCGUCUGUCCGCUGACCUGCAUUGUAACUAGGAUCACGUCUGUUUGGAGCCAUGAACUUAUUUUUCUGUAUUUAUUUAUUAAAAAUGGAUUAAAUUGA